UCUUUGGUGUUUAAAAGCUAUCAAAACAUAUAAAAAGAGACAACUAUCAAUUGACACGCUUGCUGAGGUAAUCUUUUGAACUCCAUUUGGAACAUCGGAAAGAAUUUUCAUUCGUUAUGAAUUGUCCUUUUUGUCACCGAUAAACCUAUUAAGAAUAUCAGCGAGUAGAAAGGUAUCGUAAAGUGACUUUGUUACCAUUGUUGCUUUUUGUUUAUUGCAAACAACUUCGACCAAUCUCACUGCGAGUUUCAACAAACACUUUAUACUGCUUAGUAAAUUUCCUAAAUCAACUUUAACAAGGCUAAAAAUAUGAGUACUUAAGCGUGCUAUGUCCUUGUACUCUACUCGUUCGGUGUAACUUCACAAAAAAGAAGCUAGGUUGUACACUUGCGGCCGAUCUAUUCACGCUGUCAUUAGAGAUACCGUUUUAGGCCCUUACUUUAAUAAAGAGAAACAAUUUUGAUUCAGCGCUUUAACAGCAACUUGAAAGGCAAGGUGUCUAAUAACAUUAAGUGUAUACAUUUUAGUCUAAACAACUAUUUCAGUCGUUUUUUUCUCAUAAACUAAUUCAAGUUUUCACGGAAAUUGUUUGAACUGAAGGGAAGAAGAUGAUGGAAUUUUCGAUAGAUCAGUCUCCGAUCGACGUGCAGACAUUGAACAUUCUUCGAGGACCCUUAACAGAGAAGGGAUCCCGAAAACCAAAAUGUGCUCGGUGCCGGAACCACGGUGUUAUAUCCUGGCUAAAGGGACAUAAACGUCAUUGUCGAUUCAGGGACUGUAGAUGUCCGAAAUGCAACCUCAUAGCAGAGAGACAGCGAGUGAUGGCGGCGCAGGUUGCUCUGAAGCGGCAACAGGCUGCUGAAGAUGCCAUAGCACUCGGGCUUAGAGCUUGCUCACCAGGAGGACAAUUUGUGAUGGCGACAGGACCUGGGGUCUACUCGGAGAAUGAAGCCAAGAGAAGAAAGUAUGAAAACGAUGAUGACGAUGAACUAGAUUACGAAGAAGAAGAAAGACGAUUAGACGAGAAAGAAAAUGGAGUCUUUGACGAAGAUGAUCACCAGUCUAGUCUGCUCCUCAGUCCUGUCAAACUUACGCACCCGUGUUCUACCUCAUCCAAGUCUCCAUACACUAAAGAAAAGUCGGUAUCAAGUCAUUCUGAGCGUGUCCCUGAAGACGUAGUACCACCUUAUCGUCCAGGCCGAUUGUCCCCUUUAGAGAUUCUGAUGAGGUUGUUUCCAGCACAAAGAAAAACAGUCCUGGAACUUGUCUUGCAAGGCUGCAAUGGUGAUCUUGUAAAAGCUAUUGAACAUUUUCUAGCGGCGACAGACACAACGACUACAUGCCAGGAAGGGACACAGCGUCACAGCAAGUUUAGCCUGCAGUCACCACUAUCUUACCCGGGUUUGCACGGCUUCCAACCAGCUACAUCUGAUGGUAAAUACGUUAAUGAACAUUUCAAAUCGGCGUUCACACCACUACCACCGUCUGGUACACCGGGUUCUAAUCUUCCGUUUGUACUGGCACCUCGAGGCCCGCAUCACCAUCCUCUUUCAACCGACACCCUAUUGGGUCGAACGUCAUUUUUCAUGCCUGGAGCUCCAGGCGAUUUGACAACUGCCGCCGCUGCAAGUAGGCUUGGUUUACCUACUUUUUACCAAACUACCUUUUCAAGCAAAUUGCCUAGUACCCCCGACGGUUACCCCCGGCUUAUUUUUGCUCCUUAUUCCUCAUGUCCACCUGAAUGUCUACAGUGCCCACGACCUGGUCGUUUGGCAACAGGUUCGCCUGACGCCUCUAAAUCCCCAUCAAAUUUAUCAGAAAAUGGGCCUGUGGUAAACAGCACGGCAGACAAGGAAUAAACAGAGACGAUCGAUACUAGUCAAAGGUGCGAUAGUACGAUUGAUGCAUACACUAUUAUCACCCUCAAAUUGCAAUUAAUGUACCAAUUGUUGAUUUGUUGUUGUAAGAUAUUAUUAUUAGAAAUAUGUAAUAAUGUGAAAUGUCAUGGCUUAUGUCACGUUUAUCCCAACACUAAACGUAUCGUAUGUCGAUAAUAACUAUAAUUAGUUUACGAUGGACUUGCAAAAUUAUGAAUUGUUUCACACAAUUUUAAUCGUUAUUGUCACUGAAAACACAAUUUGUGCGACGUCUUUAUUUUUAGGUAUAUAUUACCGGUUUGUAUUUUUGGAUGAAUGGACAUGAAUGUAAGCAAUACUUCCAAUUGAUACUUAUUGGUAGUUAAGAUAUAACAGGCUAAACAUUCAUAAUAGUAAAACAAUUAAAUAACUUUUCAUAUAUUUUUUUUAUAUUAUUUAUGACACUUCAUCGCAAUUCAGAGUUUGUUGUUAAUCUUCUUUGCCAUAUAAAUAUGAUAGUAACUUUGGUGUGGAGAUACACCUUCACUGGUGGUAAAUAAAGAUAAUACAUUUUUUUAGAAAAACAUAUCCCGGGUGAGAUGUGAAGACCUUCCAAUCGUAACCGAUACUCUACCAACUGAAAUAUGAGGCUAAGUGGUAUAUACCUUUGAAUUUUCCCCAUUCGGAAACGUGUGUUUGUGGGGAGGGGUGG
Molecule: messenger RNA, 2568 nt
Organism: Anneissia japonica
Lineage: Eukaryota; Metazoa; Echinodermata; Crinoidea; Comatulida; Comatulidae
Product: doublesex and mab-3 related transcription factor 3-like
Exons: 2
Coding region: 609-1859 (416 amino acids)
Biological process (GO): regulation of transcription by RNA polymerase II; sex differentiation
Cellular component (GO): nucleus
Molecular function (GO): protein binding; DNA-binding transcription factor activity, RNA polymerase II-specific; RNA polymerase II cis-regulatory region sequence-specific DNA binding
Source: RefSeq, a predicted model, not a curated record